CCUCUCCACAAGUACUCCAAAUAAACCAAACCAGACCACUCCUCUCCUUCCUCCUCCUCCUCCUUCCUCUUGCCUUAGCUAGCUGGCUGGUGCUGAGGCCAGAUCGAUCGAGCCAGGCGAAGGCUCAAGGUGGUCUCUGGUCGAGGAAGGAAGGGCGAGAGGGCAGGCCAUGGGGCGCGGCAAGAUCGAGAUCAAGCGGAUCGAGAACGCGACGAACCGCCAGGUGACCUACUCCAAGCGCCGCACCGGGAUCAUGAAGAAGGCGAGGGAGCUCACCGUGCUCUGCGACGCCCAGGUCGCCAUCAUCAUGUUCUCCUCCACCGGCAAGUACCACGAGUUCUGCAGCCCUUCCACCGACAUCAAGGGGAUCUUUGACCGCUACCAGCAGGCCACCGGAACCAGCCUCUGGGUCGAGCAGUAUGAGAAUAUGCAGCGCACGCUGAGCCAUCUCAAGGACAUCAACCGCAACCUACGCACCGAGAUCAGGCAAAGGAUGGGCGAAGAUCUGGACAGUCUGGAGUUCGAGGAGCUGCGCGGUCUUGAGCAAAAUGUCGACGCCGCACUCAAGGAGGUUCGCCACAGGAAGUAUCAUGUGAUCACCACACAGACUGAAACCUACAAGAAGAAGGUGAAGCACUCCUACGAGGCGUACAAGAAUCUGCAGCAGGAGCUGGGUCUGCGCGAGGAUCCGGCGUUCGGGUUCGUGGACAACACCGGCGCCGGUGGGUGGGACGGCGGCGCCGGCGCCGGCGCAGCGGCGGACAUGUACGCCUUCCGCGUGGUGCCCAGCCAGCCUAACCUUCACGGCAUGGCCUACGGCGGCUCCCACGACCUGCGCCUUGGUUGAUGAUAUGUAAUAUAUCAUCGCCGCCGCCGCCGCCGCCUGCCCAGCUCGCCGCCGGCUGAGCUCGCCGGCCGGAUCGACACCGUAUCAAACUAAGUAGCUCCAUAUUAUCUCUAGACAGUACACUUACGUCGGCGAAUAAAUUACAAUGCUCGCGUAUUUACGUACGUGUUUGCGCAUGCAUUAUCAUCGAUCAUCGAUCCCCAUAUCGGAUCCAACUCCGUUUUAUCUACCAAAACCGCUUGUUUGUGCGAUUAUAUCCCAGCGGUUAAUCCGUGUGUUAUCUUGUCUGAUCUCUCACAACAUUUUGUACUAGCUAAUUAAUGAUGUAGCAUCAUGUAUGCGUUUGCAACCUUUUCAUGGGUAAUUUACGUACGUGUGUGUCCUCCUACCUGUGUUAAAUUAUUAGCUUUGACUC
Oryza brachyantha (malo sina) is the source of this 1262-nucleotide messenger RNA. RefSeq names its product MADS-box transcription factor 16. Gene Ontology annotation, cellular component: nucleus. Lineage: Eukaryota; Viridiplantae; Streptophyta; Magnoliopsida; Poales; Poaceae. The record is from RefSeq and is a predicted model, not a curated record. The transcript is spliced from 7 exons. The coding region runs from base 170 to 847 and encodes 225 amino acids. Gene Ontology annotation, molecular function: DNA-binding transcription factor activity, RNA polymerase II-specific; protein dimerization activity; RNA polymerase II cis-regulatory region sequence-specific DNA binding. Gene Ontology annotation, biological process: positive regulation of transcription by RNA polymerase II.